Molecule: messenger RNA, 1346 nt
Organism: Styela clava
Lineage: Eukaryota; Metazoa; Chordata; Ascidiacea; Stolidobranchia; Styelidae
Source: RefSeq, a predicted model, not a curated record
AUUCACAUUUGUCGAUAUAUCGGUGAAGUUUUGAUCCUUGCAAAUAUUUCACCAUGUAUAAGUAUUUCUAUAUAUUAGUCCUUUGCUUGUUAGCUGGUAGUGGGGAAGGAAAGACUGGUUCAGGAGACUCAUGCUCCUCUGCAGAUGGGUGUGAGUCAAACGAAAUUUGCUACGGUUAUGACUCUGGAAGCUGUUAUUGUCCUUAUGGCUUUAAGGGGGACGACUGCAAGGAACCGGAUACAAGCCUUAUUGACGAGAAGUGUGACCUACCCGCCGAUCCAGGGGUAGAUGCCCGGAAAUUCCCCCCAGAAUGUUCAAAUGAAAAUUUGCCAAAAGAUCACGAGAUUUGUUGUUCAACUGUGUGGAGACAACAAUGUUAUAUUAAACCGGAACUUAAGUGUACAACAACUAAUGAUUGUAAAGCGAAUCAGGUAUGUUUUAAAAUUGAUGUGGAAGAAUAUAUGUGCACGUGCGCGUUAGGAUUUGGAGGCGAGGAUUGCAUGGAACACAAAGAUAUAGAUGAACGAUGUCCAUUACCGAAUGAUAUCAUUGAUGUUUGUGAAAGUCCUAACACUGAAGAAUGCACAGAACCGGGCGAUUGUCCAUCAAAACACAUAUGCUGUGUAGCACCGGACGCCUGUUCGACCACUUGCUUACCGUUAGGAUGUGAAAAUGCCGUAGAACUGAAAACAUGUACGGACCAGAAUAAACUAUGCAUAAAUGACGACUCUAACGAUGGUUUCAGUUGCUUAUGCCCACAAGGAUAUGUCGGUACCAUGUGUGAAACAGCAUUGCUCGAUGAACAAUGCGAGUUUCCGGAAGUUACUGGCGAUACAUGCCUUGAAUUAAAUCCAACAUGUGCAGAAAAUAAAGAUUGCGAAGGAGAUAAUAUCUGCUGUUCAACAGGAUGCGGAACUCAAUGCGUACCCCCAGAUUCACCUCCCCGCAAGACAUUAGAUCCUAUGUUACUUGCCAUUCUGGCCAUGUCAAACGGUGGGCGUCAAACUCCCGUAGUUUCUCCACCAUAUGCACCUUAUUGCCCACCGAACCUAUGCAGUCAACUAGUUUGUCCCAAAAAUGUGGGCGCAAGAUGUCAACCGAUCCCAGGACAAUGUGAUGUGCAUUUUUAUGACCAAUACACCAAUCAGAUGAUUACGCAGUAUUGUCGGUGCGACGGAGGUGUGCAAGAAUACAGUUCUUGUUUUGCCAACAUUUGUUCUGACAUCUAUGGCAGGCCAUUGGUGUGUCGCGGAAAUCCCAACGCAAGAUGUCGCGUAACAAGAUGUGGAUCCUGCAUGGCAUAUUGGAUCGAUGAACGUACAGGACAACGCGUUCAGUGUAACUAA